AAAUAUUUUUAAGAAACCCAUGCUGUUAAGAGUUUUAUUAAUUAGACACCAACGUUGACCCAUUCAUUCGCUACCAUCGCCAUUGAAACAAAACAAGGUAGUGUCAGUCAAACUUGCUUGGUUCACCUCAUCGGCGAUUACAUUAAGGUUCAAAGAUUCAAUCUUUUCAUCUACUGAGCUGUGUUGUGUUGUGUUGUGAUGGAUCUAACUAAAUUAAAUGCUGCACAGCUUACUCUGUAUGGAUCUGCAUUUUGUGUCAUGCUUUCUAUGCAUUUCACUUUGCAGUUACUUUCUCAGCAUCUCUUCUAUUGGAAGAACCCAAAAGAACAAAGGGCUAUUGUUAUUAUAAUCCUCAUGGCUCCUAUCUAUGCUAUUGUUUCAUUUGUUGGUCUAUUGGAUGUUAGAGGAAGUAAAGAGUUUUUCACUCUUUUGGAGUCUGUUAAAGAGUGCUAUGAAGCUCUUGUUAUUGCUAAGUUUUUGUCUUUGAUGUAUAGUUACUUGAAGAUAUCUAUUAGUAAAAAUAUUGUUCCUGAUGAAAUUAAAGGAAGGGAAAUUCAUCACUCCUUUCCAAUGACACUUUUUCAGCCUCAUUCUGUUCGGCUGAACCACCAUAAUCUGAAGCUUCUGAAAUAUUGGACAUGGCAGUUUGUUGUUAUCCGUCCUGUGUGUUCCAUUUUGAUAAUUUCAUUACAGCUACUUGGACUCUAUCCUAAUUGGUUGAGCUGGGUCUUCACCAUCAUUCUCAAUGUUUCUGUCUCCUUGGCCUUGUAUUCUCUGGUGAUCUUUUACCAUGUGUUUGCUAAAGAAUUGGCACCGCAUAAACCUCUAGCGAAAUUCUUGUGCAUCAAAGGAAUUGUUUUCUUCUGCUUUUGGCAGGGAAUGGUGCUGGACAUUUUAGUAGCAGCUGGCGUCAUUAAAUCUCGUCAUUUGAAGUUAGAUGUGGAGCAUAUUGAGGAAGCAAUGCAGAACAUUUUGGUAUGUAUUGAGAUGGUGGUCUUUUCUGUUCUUCAACAGUAUGCUUAUCAUGCUUCACCAUAUAGUGGGGAAGUUGAAAAAAUGCUUAAACAAAACAAGAAAAAUGAGUGAUAUGGUCAAAAGAUAAAGACUCAAGCUAUAAAGAUGUAUUGAAGAGUUAUUUAUUGUGGCACUAGAAACAUGAAAACAUUGAUGAUAUGUGUAUGUGUUGUUUUGAUAAAGAAUAAUAUUUGUAUAAUUGUAUUGUACUCUGCCGCCAUAAACUCACCUUCUUCUUGGUGACUGUAAUUUUCCAGCUCUACUAAAUAAACUUUGCUUUUAUUUAAUCCUCA
This is a messenger RNA of Cicer arietinum (chickpea), 1307 nucleotides long. RefSeq lists its product as uncharacterized. The record is from RefSeq and is a predicted model, not a curated record. Lineage: Eukaryota; Viridiplantae; Streptophyta; Magnoliopsida; Fabales; Fabaceae.